Messenger RNA from Moesziomyces aphidis, 1764 nucleotides. NCBI's taxonomy places the organism in Eukaryota, Fungi, Basidiomycota, Ustilaginomycetes, Ustilaginales, Ustilaginaceae. The record is from the annotation of a GenBank genome assembly.
AUGUCGUCGAUCGAGGUCAAGAUGGAAGAAGGCCCGUCCUCGCGCGUCGUGGACGACGUCGAGAUGGAUGAUGAUCCGAACGUCAAGCGCAGAGGGCGAGGCUUUGAUCCUCGAGGCAAUGGGCCCGCGUCAGACGGUGUCAAGACGGGCAAGUUCGAGUCCCUCACAGAGGCUGAGGCUGACGACAGCGGCGCUCGCGCAGCAAAGUCUGUGGAAGGCUGGGUCGUAGUUGUGACCAACGUGCACGAGGAAGCCACCGAAGAGGAGGUGAUUGACAAGUUUGCGGACUACGGCGAUGUCAAGAGCUGCCACCUCAACCUCGAUAGGCGAACCGGCUAUGUCAAGGGAUAUGCGCUCUUGGAGUUUGCCGAACAAGACGAGGCGCAAGCAGCGAUCCAAGCAUGCACUGACGGACUCACUCUCAUGGAUGAGGAGCUCAAGGCCGACUUUGCAUUCGUCCGACCACCACACAAUGCACCCGCUCCCCGCGGCAACGGAAGCAGGAGGGGCAAUCGCGAUCGUAGCCGCAGCCCAGGCAGCUCCAACCAGACAUACACCGCACACUCAGCCACGAUCGACACCAAGAUGGACGAGGAGAACGUUCAGGCCAUCCCCAACCUGAAGCUGCAGCAGCACCUUUUCCUGCUCGCACAACAUUCCGAACAUCUUCCAGCAUCCACAGCACAGGCUUCGAAGCAGGCGCUGCUCGAGGGAAUCGAGAAGGAUGAGAUGGCGCCAUACUAUCGCCUGAUUCUGGCAGAUGCCUCGCUCAAGGGCCUGGUCAAGGAGGACCAGGCGCUGCUCAAGCGACUCGAAGCCAAGAACAAGGAGGAGCUGCAAAAACUGGACGAAAAGCAGAAGGAGGUGGAGGAGAACGAGGGAGAGAUGGAGAUCAAUGGCGUACUCCGUCAGCGUGCCGCCUACUACGCACAGAUCGGCGACAAGGAGAAGGCUCUGGAGGCACACAACCUUGCGGUGUCCAAGGGCGCCGGAUUGGGCUCCAAGCUGGACCUCACGCUCACCAAGGUGCGCAUCGGGCUGUUCUUUGGCGACACGGACGUGGUAACCGCGUCGAUCGCCGAGGCCAAGAAGCUGGUCGAGGAGGGCGGAGACUGGGAGCGCAGGAAUCGGCUCAAGGUGUACGAGGGCCUGCACCUGCUCUCGAUCCGCGACUUCAAGGCGGGUGGUCAGCUGUUCCUCGACGCGCUCAGCACGUUCACCGCCACCGAGCUGCUCGAGUACAACGACUUUAUCACGCUCACGGUGCUGGCGAAUGCGCUGACGCUCAAGCGCACCGACCUGAAGAAGAAGAUCAUCGACUCGCCCGAGGUGCUGCAGGUGGUGGACGAGAUCCCGCACCUGCGUGCGUUUGUCACGAGCCUGUACGCGUGCGAGUACGGCAACUUUUUCCGUGCGCUUGCGGACGUGGAGCAGACGCACGUCCUCACGUCGCGGGCGCUUCACCAGCACGCGCGAUACUAUGUGCGCGAGAUGCGCAUCAUCGCCUACUCGCAGCUGCUGGAGAGCUACCAGUCGCUGUCGAUCGACAACAUGGCCACCGCGUUCGGGGUGUCGGGCGAGUUUAUCGACAACGAGCUCUCGAGGUUCAUCUCGUCCGGUCGAUUGCCCGCAGUGAUCGACAAGGUACACGGCAUCGUCGAGACGCGCAGGCCAGACCACAAGAACGCCCAGUACUCCAAGAUCAUCAAGGAGGGCGACGUGCUGCUCAACUCGCUGCAAAAACUGUCACGCACUGCAUUGUAG